AUAGGUGGGAGGGGAAUUUAUUGCGUUCCUAUUAAUGGAAAAGGCGACUCAUAUAAAUUUCAUGUUUUAUUACUGGAUCGCACAAUACGUUUGAUCAUUUAAUGAUCAGUUGCCUACAAAAUGACGUCUUCUACCGAUGGAAGACAAAUGUGGAAGUUAUGGAUGACGUACUCGGACAAAAAAGAUAUCAACAUAUUUAAAAAAUUUCUACACGUAUUCAAUAAUGUCAACGAAAUCUUCUUGUCAGAAGAUUUACCUUCUCAAUCAACGUAUCUCUCAGAAGACGCUCCUCAUUUAAGCACUCUUCCUGAUGAGCUCUUGCAAGUUCUUAAUCAGCAGUUCCAAUCAGUCUGUGAUGAUAUUGAAAAAAAUACCUUCAACAUAUCGCUUAUAGAUUAUACAAAUGACAUGAUAGCUUGCCUAAUUUGUUUGUGCAAAAACUUGGAUAAUAUUGCACUUAUUUCUUCCUUGAAAUUUAUUCUUUAUAUCACAAAGAUUACACUUUUAGUUUUAUCUAAGCUUUGUAAAGAGAAUACGGAGCACUUGAAACCUUAUAAUUUACUUGUUCAUAGAACAUUAUACUUCUUUGAGUGUCUAUACGAUCCUUAUUUUAUAUGGCGAAGAAAAUUAGGAAACUUGAAGAUAGAUGUUACAAAGUGCAAAUUUUAUCCAGCCUUAUUGGAUGUUGAAGUUAUUCCUUUUUUUUAUGAAUGUUUCCAACAAACACCAGUAGAAUAUGAUAUUCAAAUUCGAUUAUUCAAUUUGUUUGGUGCUAUUCUUUGUGGAGCAGUUCAUAAUGCCACAAAAGCAAUCUGUCCGGCUACAGUUGAUUUAGUUCUAAAAAAUUUAGACAACUUUUCUCUAACCAGUCUUUUACAUCCUGAAGAAAAGGAAGCUCGAAAAUCCGUUUUAAAGUGUUUGAUAGAGAUGGUACAUUUAGUUCAUGGCUCCAGUCCUGAUGAAAGACAAGUCGAAGUUAACACAAUUCUUGAGGGUUAUUUUCAAACUUUGUCUAAAUUGUUCAGAGAAGAUGUUGACGAUCUUUCUGUGAUAUCAAAAAACUUUACCCGUGAUCAGUCAGAUUUGGCAGCGGAUAUGCUAGAUACCAUACCGAAAAUGUUAGACUGCUGUGAUAAGCUUUCCUUACAAAUGUUAUUCCUGAAUUGCCAGAGUUUUGAUUCCUUAUUAAUUCUUUUAGAACGAGUUACAAUGAAUUCUUCAUCUCCUAUGUGUAAAGAAUUGUGCAUCAAAAUAUUUUACUGUCUGACUCAGAUUAUGCAAUCCUGCACAAAAGCUAAGAUAAUGUUUUCCGAAAACUACUGCUAUGAAAAAAUUAAUAAAGCUUUGAGCUUUUUAAAUGGGGGACCAUCUCAUAAACUUGUUAAAGCCCUUUUUGAAAUGUCGACUGAGUGUGAUUUGAACCUAAACAUUCCACAAAAAAUUCAAAAUGUUCGUCCUCUGCUCAUGAUUACAGAAUGGAUUCCAUAUUUGCCAUCAAAGGAGUUGCAGAUAUGGAUAUGUGAGAGUAUGCAAAAACUGUGUACCGCAACGACCCAUAAUAGAAUGACAUGCUGCAAUAUUGGUAUGAUAUCAGCUCUUUUGCGACUUCUAUCAAGACCAUGCGACUUAGAUCCCAUAGCUCUAGAUUGCGUGAUGAUGUUACUAGAAUCGCUGGGUCGGUUAUCAAUUAGUGCAGCUGAAUUAAAACAGCUAAUUUCGCUCUUUAAAACUAGUAACAUAAAUAGAGAAAGCUUGUACAUUGAUCGUUUAAUCGAUGCUAUGUCAUCAAUGGCCCGAAGAGGGGGCAAAGAGGGAGCAUUACACUACUUUGAUUUUCAAACUCCUGAUGCUGGUAUAACAAUACCCAGCAUCAAAAGAUUGCUGCGUAGCGGGUUUUCAUUUCAUGCAUGGGUAGCAUUUGAACAGUCAAUGGGAUAUGGGAAUUCUGAUAAAGAAUUCGGAAAUAUUACUCGAUAUCAAAUCUAUAGUGGAAACGGAUCAGCUUUUGAAGCUUUCAUUAAAAUGAACGGAGCUUUAAUGAUAGGUGUUCAAACAAAAAAGGAAUAUCACGCAGUCCGUGUUCCUUACGAUACGAGUUUAUUAGAUCAACAAUGGCAUAGCUUGGCUGUAGUUCAUCAAAGCGGCCGAAGACCAUUUAGUCAAGACAUUUUACAUGUCUACGUAGAUGGAAAACUAAAGUUAAAUGUUCCAAUGAAAAUGCCAAGCUUAUCAGAGCCAUUUCAACACUGUAGUAUUGGUUGUCCAGUUCAAACAAGAGUGUUUGUAAAGGCUGAUCAAGUUGUAUCUGAUGGAAAAAAAAUUAAUAUUUCUUUUAAUCCAGCGAAUUGGAGAUUUCAUAUUAAGAAAGAUGGAGAUAAUCAAAGCGAAGUGCAAUCGCAUCGGCUUGGUGAUGAGGAGAAUUGUUACGGUCUGCCCGUAUCAUUCUAUGGUCAGAUGGGUUCAGUUUGCGUCUUAAACGAACCCCUUUCAUCAAUGCAAAUCCAAUCUCUGUAUAAUGCUGGUCCAAAUUCAGAUACACUUUUCAUGGCUGAUGGAGUUCUGUCUGAACUUAGUUCUAAAUUAGUAUUCUAUUACAACGCGAAGGCUUGCAAAGACGAACAAAGUAUGGACUUAUCUUUGAAUAAUAAUCAUGGGGGUUUAAUUGGAGAAAAAUGUAUAACAUGGCAUAUCAAGGAUGUUAUAAAUUGCAUUGGCGGAGUUUUAACUUUAUUUCCUCUUCUUGAGAAGCUCACAUACAAUAAAAAACCAAAAACUCAAUAUAGCCAAGAAACUAGAGACACGGAGGAAAACGAAUGGGUUAUGCUACCGUCUGAUGCAGAAAGUAUGAAUAAUCGGAAUAGCGUUGCACGAUUUUUUUGUCUUUUGAAAAAUAUGAUAAGAGGAUCAAUUGUCAAUGAGGAAACUUUGUUAACAACGGGGAGUGUUGCUAUUUUGGGUGCUAUGAUGCAACAGAUUCCUUCAACUUAUAUAGAUAUUGAUGUUCUAAUGUCAUUGCAAGAACUCGUGGAAUGUGUUGAGGGAUCGGGAAACCAAAGAUUGUUGCAUCACAUCUAUCAACACUUGUUAUUUGAUUUCAGAAUUUGGAGUGUAUCAGAAUUUACAGUCAGAAUAGGACAUAUUCAGUAUCUUUCUACACUCAUAAAGGAUAAUAAAAAGUUUUUCCGUAAAAGAUACGGAGUGGAAUAUUUAUUGGAUAUAAUUCGUGUAUAUUAUGAAAAAGAUGAACUUAGUGGACUAAUGAUUAAUGAUUGCAAACAAAUACGAUCUGCUCUAUUUGGUUUAAUCAAAUUCUACAUAUUGAAAGAUGUUAAUAGCAUGGAGAUAGAUUAUAUAUUUAAUUUCAUAUCAAUAGUAGAAGAAGAACCGAUUCUAUCAGAACUUAUGGACAUGAUUCUUUCCGUUUUAGAAACUCCAGAAAAGAGAAGAUCUGAUCAAAUUAUUUUACUUCUUUAUGAGGAAGGAACAGCCGAACUUUUAUAUAUGCUGGUCUCUUGUAAAUUAUACACAAUAGAAUUAAAGGAAAAAAUUCUAAAGAUAAUUGAUUUACUUCUUAAAUCCUCCAAAGUAUCUGAAAAAAGCAAGGGUAAACUUAGAUUAACUGAUACCGGUGCCUACCCUGGAUUCAUAAGUUCACUAGCUGGAUCACCUUUGUCAAUCAACUGUAUCACAAUGCUAUUCGAUCUUACUAUAAAUAAUGCAGCUUCAAGUUUUAAUGCUAUAUUGUACUUGGUUCAACUUGUGGCAUCAGCUGAUAUAUCUAUUAAGUUGGAAAUUACUAGAAAACUUCUUGAUAUUCUUUUAUCGAAGCCGAAUGCUGUAAAAGAGAUAGUGAAGCAAUUAUCCUGGCAAGAAAUCAUUGUACAACUGCUUGUUUGUCCUCCUUCCUCUGAUAAUGAAAAUAUUUUGAGCCCUGCUUGGAGCACUACUUCUUUUCAAGACCUAUUUAAGAGAUCAAACUCUCUAACACCAGCACGUACGGAAGAAUCUGAUGAGGAGCAUUUACAACCAACUACUUCUUAUGAAAGUAGAAAGUCAUUGAUUAUUCCAGAAUUCUACCUAGCUUCUCAAGCACUGGCAUAUAAACAAGGUGGACAAUAUCUUGCUAGCCCGACUGAAGAUGAUUCUGACGGAAGUUACUUAGAAUCGCCCAUUGUAGAGCCCCCCCUAUCAUCUGAAUCUUUUAAAGAUAAUAUAAAAUAUGAAUCUAAAGCUGAACAAGAUGAUAUUCAAGACAUAUAUAGAGAGUUCGGUCUAACAUUACAAAGAGAACAGUUAGAGAAGAGUGAAGAAUUAACCCAAAAUAUUUUGAUUAUAUUGUUAACUCUAAGUAUGAAAGGUACUGAAAAAUCAGACGAUGAAGCUUGGAAGAAUCGUUGCCAAGUUUUAUCUGCUAUCGAUGUAGCCUCAGCGUCCAAACAUAUUUUACGUCCAAAAGAUGAACUAAAACGACGUUACUUGGAAAUUAUGCUUCAAACUCUAAUAGCAGACAUGAAAUUGAACGAGGAUAUUAUUGUUCUUAUGGACCUCAUGGGUGUUUGGGAAUCUGACAACGAGAUUCAUGAGCUUGUAUGGAUUGGUUUAGAUUUGCUGAUGGCUUUUGCUGGUCAAAACGAGCAUAUAAAUUUAUGUGCAGCUGCUACAGCUAAGCUACAUACACUUCUCCAUAUACGACCUUUUGAUAAGCUGCAAGAAACUUGCUACGUCAUUGGCGCCAUUGACAGUUUACUUGAAAAAUCUUUAAAGAACAAGUCUUCUAGUUAUAAUUAUUUCAUCCCGAUUAUGAAGGCCUUACUAGAGAAGUGUUCUGAAAUGCUAACAAUUUCUAAAUUUUUAACAAAUAUGCCUGAUCCUGCAAAUGGACCGCUAUUUGUUGAAGAGUUUAGAACAUAUAUAUAUUCCAAUGAAUGGCGAAAUUUUAUGAGCAAACAGAUUGAUCCAUCUAAAAAACAAUACUUUGCAAAUAGAUUUGAUGAAUUAAAAGCACAAAUGAACACUUUUAAAAGUCAAUGUCAUGAACAACUCAUGCUUGAUGGUCAUAGUAGGAAUAAAGAAAGAGGAGAAGGUAAAUUAAAAUUCGAAAAAAUAGUAUGCAAUAGAUGGUUGGAACGAAAGAGAGCUGAAAAACGAAGAUGUGUAAACUCCAUGGCUCAAUUAAAGAAUCAACAGUUAGUUACUCUUCGCCAUUGGAGAGGAAUAAAAGCAUUCUUUACGGGUGAACGAGGAGCUUGGGCUGAGCCCGAAAGAUCAAAAAUUUAUUGGAAGCUGUCUCCUCAAGAAAAUUUUAGUAGAAUGAGACCUAAGCUGAUAGUCAACUAUAGCUACGAUGCUCACAAAGAGGCUAGUCUUCUCAGAGAUAAUCAAGAUGUCAAUCCAUUACCGUCUACAAGUCUACCAAACAUCCUGAAAGCAGCAAAGGUCGAGGAUAAGGAUAUUGGGGACGACCGUCUUGGUGAUGAAGAAUGGAAUGCCAUAUCCUUAGGUGAAAGAAGAGACAGUGAAGGCAGGCAAACACCCAUUGGAUCUCAGACACAAUCUCUUCCACCGGAAAAAAAGGAAAAAUUAGUUUUACAAGAAGAAUGUGAACUUAUAACGCUGAUGGACGUCAGUAAAGGAAGAUUGGAAGUUACAACGACCCAUAUAUAUUUUUAUCAUUCCACCUCGGCCGAUGGGGAAGAAAGCACAAUUCCUGGCGAAGAUUAUAAGUGGUCUCUAUCUCUUCUUAGGGAAAUCCAUUUUAGGCGAUACAAUUUGAGACGCUCAGCCUUAGAAUUCUUUCUCAUUGACCAAAGCAACUUUUUUCUAAAUUUCCAACAAAAAACAAGAAACAAGAUUUAUAGUAAAAUAGUUUCCUUACGACCCACAAAUUUAAUAUAUCACGCUUCUAGAUCUCCUGCAGAUCUAUUGAAAUCAUCAGGACUGACUCAAAGAUGGGUGAAUAGAGAGAUUAGUAAUUUUGAUUAUCUAAUGCAGUUGAAUACUAUUGCUGGAAGAACUUACAAUGAUUUAAGCCAGUAUCCAAUUUUUCCCUGGAUUCUCAGUGACUAUUCAUCUGACCAUUUGGAUUUGGAUAAUCCCGCAGUAUAUCGAGACCUUUCUCGUCCAGUCGGAGUUAUAAAUUCAAAAAAUGAGCGGGAAGUUCGAGAAAAAUACGAAAAUUUUGAAGAUCUCAAUGGUACAAUAGAAAAAUUUCAUUAUGGCACACACUAUUCUAACUCUGCGGGAGUAAUGCAUUAUCUUAUCCGAAUGGAACCAUUUACGACUCUUCAUAUUCAGCUACAGAGUGGGAAAUUUGAUGUAUCUGACCGACAAUUUCAUUCUAUUCCCGCUACUUGGACAGCUAUCAUGGAAUCUCCAAAUGAUGUAAAAGAAUUAAUUCCUGAAUUUUUUUAUCUUCCUGAGUUCUUAGUUAACUCUAAUGAUUUCAAUUUGGGAAAACUUCAAGGAUCCAAUGAACCGGUUAAUGAUGUUAUUCUGCCUAAUUGGGCUGAUGGUCCUGAAGAUUUCAUUCAAAAACAUAGAAAAGCAUUGGAAUCGGAAUAUGUAUCCCAGCAUCUACAUGAAUGGAUUGAUCUGAUUUUUGGAUUUAAGCAGAAAGGGAAAGCAGCUGUGGAAGCUUUGAAUGUCUUUUAUUAUUGUACUUAUGAGGGUGCUGUAGAUUUAGAUGCGAUUACAGAUGAAAGAGAAAGAAAAGCUAUAGAAGGAAUGAUUAACAAUUUUGGUCAAACACCUUGUCAGUUGUUAAAAGAACCUCAUCCCAAGCGAAUUUCUAAAUCAGAAAUAAUAAAUAAACUUUCAAGUCGAAUCGAAAAACCUCUCCCCAUUUCUCAACAUUGUAGUAAUUUGAAAACUUAUUAUUCAGAAGUCUAUCAACCACAUGAUGGCUUAGUUUUUGUGUGCGUGCCUCGAAAUCAGCCUCGAAAAUUAUUGCAACAAGGAUUACCAGACACAUUGGUAACCUUAAGCAUUAACGGAAACUUAGGAGUACAUGGUUGGUUACCUUACGAUAAAUCAAUACCAAACUAUUUUACCUUUGAAAAGGAUCCAACGCUGAGUACAAUGAAAAAUAAAUCCAGAAAGACUAUAUCAGGACCAUUUGCUCCUGGUUUGGAAGUUUCUCCUAGCUUAUUUAUAGUAACUGAUGACGCCAAGCUGUUACUGAGUGCUGGACAUUGGGAUAACAGUUUAAGAGUUUAUAGUUUUAGUAAAGGAAAGACUAUUGGUCACCAUGUUCGCCAUACAGAUAUAAUAACUUGCAUAUCUCUGGAUCGCUGUGGAAAUCAUGUUAUGAGUGGUUCAAGAGACACAACUUGUGUUAUAUGGGAAAUAAAUCAACAAAACGGUGUUAGUCAUGGAAUUAAUAGCUUUCCUUUACAAACCUUAUACGGACAUGAUGCUGAGAUAACAAGUGUCAGUUUAUCGAUCGAAUUGGAUAUAGCUGUAUCCUCUUCUAUAGACGGUUCCGUCAUUGUUCACACUGCUCGAAAAGGACUUUAUGUUAGAACUCUAAGACCUGCAGCAGAUACAGCAAUUUUAACUCACUUAGCAAUGGAUUACGUGGGUCAUUUAGUUGUGCACUGUAACCUUCCAGCUAAUGUUCAUUGUAACCAACAAGAGUCUCAAUCCCUUCAUUGCUACUCAAUUAAUGGCAAACAUUUAAUAGAACAAAGACUACCCUGCAAAGUUACUGCAAUGCUAACUUUGGAAGAUCUCCUGCUUGUGUCACUUCAGAAUGGCAAUUUAAUAAUUAUGGAUCUUUUUGGGUAUAAAAAAUCUUAA
Messenger RNA from Dimorphilus gyrociliatus, 7797 nucleotides. NCBI's taxonomy places the organism in Eukaryota, Metazoa, Annelida, Polychaeta, Dinophilidae. The record is from the annotation of a GenBank genome assembly.